AGCGCAUCUCGUCGCCAGCGUCCCGUGCGCCGGUCGAUUUUCAAGAGUGAGAUCAGAUCGUUGCUCAUUGACUAGGCUUAGACCAGAAUUUUAGUUUGCGACUGUUCAGGUUGCCAAUCUAUCUUUCAGAUGCGGUACAAGAUGAGAUCUUUUCCGGUAGCUAUUGCUGCCAUGGCGUGGAUGGCAUGCUUUACUCGAGCGCAGUCUGGCAACGACUCGACCAUCUAUGAGACUCGAUUCGAGAAUGUCACUUGGGACGCGUCAAAUUGGGUUCUCACCACCACCAAUUUGGACCAAGGUCACUACCAAUCUCGUGCAAUCGCCGCAAAUGGCUACAUCGGCAUCAACGUUGCGUCUCUCGGCCCUUUCUUCGAAGCCGACAUCCCAGUCGAUGGCGACAACAUCCAAGGAUGGCCACUUCAAAAUCGCCGUCAGAGUUUUGCUACAGUGGGAGGAUUCUGGGAUUCCCAAGAGACCACAAACAGAACCAAUUUUGAGUGGCUGUAUCAGUAUGGCUGGGACUCAGUCAUUAGUGGCAUUCCCCACUGGAGCGCAAUCAUUGUCGACUUGGGAGGUGAUGACUACCUGGACGCUUCGACCAACAGCUCCACCAUCAGCGAUUUCACAUCGAGCUACGACUUUAGACAAGGCUUGCUCUCUUGGACAUAUACAUGGACCCCUGCAGACGAUACCUCUUUCAACAUCUCAUAUCAACUCUUCACUCACAAGCUCUAUGUCAAUCAGGCCUUUGUUACCCUGAACAUCACCGCUUCAAAUGAUACAAAUUUAACCAUUGCCAACGUCCUUAACGGUGAUGCGGCCGUACGUUCAACCCCGGGAGACAAAGGCGCCCAAGAUGGACUGAUCUACACAUCUGUCCAACCAGAUGGCAUUACUAAUGUCACUGCCUGGAUCUUUGCAACCCUGAAUGCGACUGGAGCCACUGCCAACGCAACCGAGCAAGCCACACUUGAUCGACCAUAUGUUGGUAACAACGUGUCCUCUGUUGCUACCGGGUACAAUGUCUCUCUGGAAGCUGGCCGAGUAGCCACCUUUACCAAGUUUGUCGGGAUCGCCUCCUCUGAUGGAUUCGACUCGCCUCGCGAUAUUGCCAGAAAUGCAGCCAUCAAUGCAACAGACUCGGGAUUCGACUCGUCGCUCCAAGCCCAUGUUGAAGAAUGGAGAACACUCCUUCCGGAUAGUUCUAUUGACGACUACUCAUAUCCCGAGAACGGCACGCUACCUAAUGACGAUUUGAUUAUUGAAGCUUCCAUCAUUGCCGUGGUGAAUCCCUACUAUUUGCUUCAAAACUUGAUCUCGACCAAUGCUGAACUUACGGCGGGCAAUGCUUCUAUCAAUAGCCACAGCAUUUCAGUCGGAGGGCUGGGUUCUGACUCAUAUGCUGGCCUUGUCUUCUGGGAUGCCGAAACCUGGAUGGCUCCUGGACUGGUCCCAACAUUUCCAUCAGCCGGCCGAUCUUUCGCCAACUACCGGGUGGAAAGGUAUGGACAAGCGCAAGCAAACAUCGACACCGCAUAUCAAUCAUCCAAGAAUUCGACCAAUUUCACUUCCGACGCCGCAGUAUUUCCCUGGACAAGCGGGAGAUUUGGGAACUGUACCGCGUCUGGUCCUUGUUGGGAUUAUCAAUACCACCUUAACGGCGACAUUGGACAGUUCUUUUCGAAUUAUUGGAUCACCUCAGGCGAUACGGAUUAUUUUGAAGACUCUUUGUAUCCCGUCUACGACUCGAUCGCGAGUCUCUUUUCCCAAAUUCUUGAACCGGACGGGGACUUCUAUACGGUCAAAAACAUGACGGACCCUGACGAGUACGCCAACCACAUCGACAACGGCGGCUUCACCGUUGCCAUCAUCUCCAAUCAUCUCAACUAUGCCAAUCAAUAUCGCUCCUAUUUCAACGACACACCCAACGAUACUUGGACGGAUCAAGCCGCUAAAGUGCAAUUCUCCACCGACGUUGAGGCCAACAUCAUUCUCGAAUAUCCGGAGCAAAAUGGCUCUACGGUUGUCAAGCAAGCCGACAUCAUUUUAAUCACGUUUCCUCUCUCGUAUACCGGUCAGAACUAUACCGCUGAGCGAUCUCUAGCAGACCUCGACUACUAUGCGGCCAAGCAGUCAACCGAUGGGCCCGGCAUGACAUACGCCAUGUUCAGCAUCAUUGCCAAUCAAGUCUCGCCGUCAGGUUGCUCUGCCUAUACAUAUCAACAUUACUCGUACUACCCUUACGCGAGGGCUCCAUGGUAUCAAUUCAGCGAACAGCUGCUGGACAGCUACAACGACAACGGCGGGACCCAUCCAGCAUAUCCAUUCCUGACCGGGCAUGGCGGUGCCAAUCAAGUGGUUCUAUUUGGGUACCUCGGCCUUCGCUUGAUCCCGGGAUUUACGCUCUACAUCGAUCCAGCCCUGCCACCUCAAGUACCCCAGAUCCGUUACCGGACAUUCCACUUCCACGGUCAUCCGAUCACGGCCUUCUCGAACCAGACACACACGACACUUUCACGCAACAGCUCGCUGGAGCCAGCUGAAGGCGCAGUGCCGAACGCAACGUUUAGUGAAACCGCGAUCCCCAUCGUCGUAGGUGGACUGGGCUCGGAAAUCUUAGGCAACUACAGCCUAGGACCAGACUCGAGCGUAACGAUCGAGAACCGCAACUACAGCAGUCUACGCACGACGGCCGACAACCUCGUGCAAUGCGUCCCCGUGACAUCGCCAGAUGACUUCUUACCCGGCCAAUUCCCCAUCGCGGCCGUCGACGGCGCCGCCUCCACCAAAUGGCAACCAGUCUUUGCCAACAAGUCCGCCAGUAUCACCAUCUCCACCGAGCCUGGCUACACGGUGCGUGGCCUAUACUUUGACUGGGCUCAAGCCCCUCCGUGGAACUACUCUGUUUACUUCCACAACUAUACGCUGGAUGACCCAUCCAGCACGGAUGUCAAUGGCACAGAGGGUGUUUUACUGGUAGCAAGUGCCGAUGGCGUCAUCGAAGCCAAGUAUGAUGAGGAAGCCAUCUUCAAUAUUGAGCCGAUCCAAGCCAACAUCACCACAUUGAAUUUCACAGGUAGUGGUGGAUCAGGCAACGAAACCAUCGUCACGGCUAGAUACGCUACAUUGCAAAUCUGGGGCAGUCUAAUCAAUGAAACCCACAACGCCACUUACCAGCAAGGCGAUGGUGCUACUGUAGCAGAGUUUGGAAUCAUUGUCGACGGAUUGGAUCAAAGUCAGAAUGCCCCAGCUCUUCAGAAUGCUACGUCCUCGGCAAGGAAGAGUAAGAGAGAACUUGGGAGGCGUGCGGGUGCUGGCGCUACUGGUGGACGUCGUCGCCGUCACAAUGAUCCUCUUGCUGGGCAUUAUGAUAAUAUCGAGCGGGAUUUCUUGCUGAAAUUGGGUAGGAUCAGGAGAGGUUCGGGUCUUGAUUAAUACGAGGCUGCAGAGCAGGUAAGAGCUGACUGGAUUGGAG
This is a messenger RNA of Exophiala mesophila, 3475 nucleotides long. RefSeq lists its product as uncharacterized. The record is from RefSeq and is a predicted model, not a curated record. The transcript has 2 exons. Gene Ontology annotation, molecular function: alpha,alpha-trehalase activity; carbohydrate binding. Gene Ontology annotation, cellular component: fungal-type cell wall. Gene Ontology annotation, biological process: trehalose catabolic process. The coding region runs from base 130 to 3435 and encodes 1101 amino acids. NCBI's taxonomy places the organism in Eukaryota, Fungi, Ascomycota, Eurotiomycetes, Chaetothyriales, Herpotrichiellaceae.